Molecule: messenger RNA, 3887 nt
Organism: Heterobilharzia americana
Lineage: Eukaryota; Metazoa; Platyhelminthes; Trematoda; Strigeidida; Schistosomatidae
Source: the annotation of a GenBank genome assembly
CAUAAAUUAUUUUACUUUUUAACACCAGCUAGCCAUGAACAGUUGGUUAGCCCGCUUCAUCAAUUUGGCGCGUUGCUGUAGUUAAGCAAAAUGGGUUCGAGAGGCAGAAGUCCAGACGACGGUAACUGCCUAGUCGGAAAAGUGCUGAUAGAAGAUCUGCCGAAACGAGCUAUUUCUCACAAUGAUAUACGUGACUGGUUAAAGAAGUAUGGAAAUAUUUCUGAAAUCAUAAUAUAUUCACGCUGCCUACUCGUCCAGUUUGACUCGGAUAUCGAGGCAGCUGGCGCUGUACAGUGUGAAAAUGGUGCUUUGCUUUUUGGCACCAAAGUCUCUUUAAAACAUAUGGAAGCCAAUGACCUAAAGGCGUUACGUCGAGCAGGCCCACCAAUUGAUCGAUUUUCUACUAACUCUCAGCGACAUUCUGACUCCGCUUCCGAACGUGAUCGUGACCGAGAUAGGAGUCGUGGCUAUUCGCGCCGGGAUCGCUUUCGUGAUAGGAGUAAGUCUGCGGACAACAAGCGUCCACGUGAUUUCUCGCCUCGUCGACGUUCGAAGUCACCAGUUUUAACGCGUAGUGAUCGCCGCACGGUUCAUCCCCUUAAUUGGUUAUCAGAGGUCGCUGAACGAGACAAAAAGCUUAAUGGAUCUAGUCUUCUUGGUCCUGCAACUAAACCGACCGAAAAACCUCUUGUCAAAUUGCCUCCUUAUGCAGUCGCGAUAAUAACCGUUCAGCAUGAUCUCGUUCCCUAUGCAGAGAUUAUAGAACAGCGUAUCACUAAGGCCUUAAACGCGCCGGGAAGUCCACCAAUUACACACAUUGUGGUUCUGCUAUCUGCAGAUCAUCUUAGUCCAUGUCUGGCGGAUCUCACUAAAGAUGGUGUUCCGUUCGCAGUUAUUUGCACUAUGACUAAUUGGGCGCAUAAUUCAUGCACACUGCGCAUUCUAUACGCACCAACUCAACAGGAACACCGUAAUAUGCCUUUGGAUGAUGCAAUGACUUUACUUCAACGAGAGUAUACUGCAUAUACAACAAAUAGCAAGGAUGUAGUAAACGCCGAUCCGCCAGAAGAUGCUACUUUCUUGCCACCUAGCCGCCACUUGACUUCUCUCCUCCGUAUGUUGGCCGAUUCUCGUGUUCUUAGUAUUGGGGAGUUGGAUGAAAUCUCUGCCUUCGUUCAAGAACGGAAGCGUCGUUUAGAAGGCCAUCGAACUGCUGGUGGUGCUGCCGGUGUGGGUGGUGAGAACACAGCUGAGCUCAAGUCAAGAAUUCUAAGCAUGCUUUACCCUCAGCCUACUAACUCUACUGUACCUGCAAGCACUACUUCUAACGAACCAGGUAAUAUUUCUCAUCAAACUCCAGCCAUGACAGCCACGAGCAUCGGUAACAAAUUAGCUGAAAACUUGACUAAUCCUAUUGUACAAAAAGCUAUAGAUACGUUAAUGUCUUACCCUCCAAAUUCUGUGUCCCAAGCUCAAAAUCAGAGAACGUCUGGUGCAUUGGACACACAAGAUGUACAACUAAAGAACUCUUUUAGAAACAAUUUAAAACCCCAGCCUUCAUCAACCACCGCUCCAUACUCAACAGGCGGUAUGAAGCAAAAUCCCAACUGGGGAUAUGAAGAUGGUUCCGGUUUUCGCUCUAAUCGGCCAUCUGUACCAAAUGACUAUGAUCAAAACUUGCUGUAUGGACAACACGGAAGACCGAGCACACAUAUGCAGCGUGAACAUCUCGGAGAAGAAUCGAGAAAAGGAGCCGGAUUCAUUGAACCUGGAGGGCCAAGGGGCGUAUAUAACUCGGAAUUCGAAACGUCAGAGCAAAUGGCUGAGUCUGGUGGUGGUGAGUAUAUGGAAGAGGCUUACCCCGGGUGGCCCAGACGAAAACGAAAGAAACGAGGUGGUAAAGUUACCUCAAAUGAUUCAUAUCAGUACCUUGACCCGAAAAGCUACACACGUCAAAAUGCUGACCAGCCAUCUCAGCAACCUCUUGAUCUUAUGUCCACUGAGGUUUACCCAGUCGGUAGUGUGGCUGAAGCGUAUAAAUAUCCACAAACUCUGCCACCUAUGUUCAACUCUGGGAUGCGUGGUAGAUCUCAAAGAAUGACCGGUGGGAGUUCAUCCUAUAACAAUUACAAUUAUCAAGCAUUUGGGUCUCAUCAACCAAAUAAUAUGAACCUACACCCUCAACCUUAUGGUUAUCCCAACCCUUCUACAUUCUAUUAGCAUUUUCAAAAUAAUGGUUUUCGUAAGAUUGGUUCGGAUUCUGUCAUUCAUGUUCAAAAAUGUAUUUUACUCCUGUUUGUUGUAUUUCAUUGUUAGAGCGAAAUGCUCUGUUCACAUCAGUUCUUUUGAGAAGAAGAAGAGGAAGAACAUGGACGAAAUACAUAAUUUACUAUGAAUAAGAAUAAAUUUUGUUCAUAAAUUUUUUUGUAUUGUGCCUGAUCAUCUCAUACUGUUGACUAAAUUUCAUCAUUUUCAUCUUCAACAAAAAUUAUUCACAUCAAACUUGUUUUUUUGUUGAUAAACUACCCAGUUAUCGUGUCAUGAAAGAAAAGUAUUCAUUUUUUACUGUUCAGUAUGUCUUGAUUGAUGUUAGGUUUUGUAUUCAACCGCUUUAGUGAUACUGUUUUACCUAUCUCAAACAUUCUGCCGUUGUUUAUCAAUAAAGCGAACGGUUGAUUUCAAGAAAGUAGCCAUGAACUAAAUUAUUAUUAUCACCUUAGAAUCCAUAUGUAAUGCAUAUGUCAUAUGUAAAGCUAUUCCUCAUGAAUAGCGUUGUCUUGCUUACCCGUGUACUGACUUAUAUUUAUUGUGGGUUCAAAACGUGUAAAUGAGCCUUCUAGUUGUGUCGACUAAUCACACACUAUAUGAACGAAGUUUCAUGACAUAGUGAUAUCACAGUAUAAUGCUUAUUUAGUAUGACAAGUACACUCCGGUUUCAUUGAGAAAUCGAUGAAGUGUGUUGGAUGAUAAGCGAACAACUUAGCUUAUACGAGUCAGUACUGAAUUCCUGUAUAAUUGUAGGUGAAAGUAAGUUUUGGUAUAUUUUGAUUCUUCGGAAUGUUGCAUUCUUUCCCAAUGUAUGUAUGUUGAUCAGUAUUGAGUUGAACUACUCGACAUAUAGAGUGAAAUUGGUUAUAAGUAUGUUAGUAGAUUGAUAAUACUAUUCCGAUUGGGCUUUAUCUUCACCAUCUUUCCAUGUAUGUUAGGAUUCGGAACAUUGAAAUCCUGUGUUGCAGUUGAAUCGAGAUUUUUGACUUUAAUUCGUUUGCUUCCUUAUUUAAAGCCUUCCCCCAGUUUAGGAAUCCAAUGUAUAUGAUUUCCUAUUUGGUAAGUUAUAGGAAUUCACUGUCAUCACGUUUGUGAUGGAUUUAAAGCUCACUGCAUGCUCUUCGUAUCUAAAUUUCACGACAGUAUACAGUUUAUUUGUUGAAGAUCAGCUACAGUUUAUGGUACUAGUUGCUCACUCUGUAGAGUAUAGGUUCUCACUUCUGAAUGCUGUUUUACUGAUUGUAAAUAGAACUUAAAUCCACUUUCAGAAUUAUUUUAUUUGUGUGAUACUUAUUUCACUCCUAACUUAUAGCCUCAUUUCCAAGUCAGCUAUGUAUUCGAGAUAGUCAUCGUUAAUGAGCGGCUCACGAACAUAUAUCAUUACCCAUUCUUUGGUCUUGUUGAGAGACCAUCUUUUCAAAGAUCUGGGUAGCCCAGUUAACGCAUAGUUAAAUUAACUGUGUUUACUAUAUUUUAAUCCUUUGUUCUGUUUUGUAAAGGAGUAAUCUUCUUUUAACUUCCCUCUACCAAUGAUGAAUACUAAUACAAACUUCUUAUGUGUAAAACCUGGAAGAUGAUUAGAAUUCAAUAUUCUACAUCAAUAAAUUCUUUGUUACAUU